This is a messenger RNA of Linum trigynum, 1620 nucleotides long. NCBI's taxonomy places the organism in Eukaryota, Viridiplantae, Streptophyta, Magnoliopsida, Malpighiales, Linaceae. The record is from the annotation of a GenBank genome assembly.
UUACACAUGUAUAGCUUGAUGGAUUUCAAUUGUGGGCCACGUUUGGGAUAAAGAAAAGGAGAGGGCUUAGCCCAUGGAAAUUCCGCCAAGGAACUGGAUUCAGUGCCAAACCCUAGUUCUCCCCUCUGCCGGGGCUGUCUCACUACUGCCCUUGCUCCGCUCCAAUUGGAUUCUCCUUCCUCUCCAACGGCUUUGGCCUGGCGAGGCGAGGGAUUGGUUGAGAAUUAAGCAAGCGGUACGGUACGGAGAGGAAGAAAGGAGACAAGGACGCCGCAAGCAUCUCCCGAUUGAGAGGGUUAUUCAUGCCCUCGUGAAUUACAGGUGGACCAAAGGAGUUUUGGAGUUGAGGUGCUACGUGGUGAAUGGAGAAUUCCAAGUGAACAAAUGGGUGUAGAGGUUAUAUUUUACGAGAUGGAUGAGAGCAAGAGAAUUCUGAUGGAUGGAUUGAAAUAUCAGACCACUAAUGGUAGGAAGCAUGGUUUCUUGUCGGACCAAUCUAAGUCGUUUCAUCAACGAGGUGAGUGUAAAGGGGGUAAAUUCUACGUCUUACGUAUUCUUUUAAGUAUUAUGAUUUUACGUAUUUUAGCGAGUUGGUUACCGUUGCUUGAUUAUGUUUAUGAUUGAUUAUUUGUGCUUUGCUUGAGCUAUGAUUUGAGGUGAUUUUGUUUGAGCUAUGUUUGAUGUGAAUGUGCAUGAGUUCUUAGUUAAUUUGCAGCUUUCCGUUUAUAAGUUAUUGUUAAAGUUAGAAACAAGUUCUUUUUAAAGAAGUAACUCACCUUAAAUAGGGUGAAGUCGUUUUAAGUGUUUUUAGUCACUAGCGUCAGUCCGUUGCCAUUUGAGAUUUUUCAGAUAGAGCAGAAGUUAUGCUCUUGAGAUCUUUGAGACAGAGCAGCAGUUAUGCUCUUGAGACUUUUAAGAUGAGCAGCAGUUAUGCUCUUGAGAAUCGUGGUGAAGAGCCACCACGAUAAGUUUAAGAUGUUAGGGGGAUGAAUCGUUACGACUUCCCUAACUAAGUUUAAGUUUAAGGAAAGCCUUGAUGGCUUCUCAUACGUAUGAGUUGGCAACUGGACUAGCUAGUGAGGGAUCCCCGUGUCGGUCAAGUAUUUAAGUCAAGCUUUGAGAUUUAAGAGUAGAGUAACAGUAACUCCCAUACAGUUUUAAGAGUUAAGCUUUUUAAUAGUGGAAGUACAAAACAACUUCCACUCGGUUAAGUAAAGUGAUCAAGUAUUAAUAAGAGGUUUAAACGUAAGGGCGUAGACUGACCCCAUCUCACUCACCAGUUUGAAGAGCUAGAAGAGCAUUUAGUGAGCAGCGAAUUCGAGGGCAGGCAGCUAGAGAAGGGCAGUACCAGCGUCACAGAGGAUGUCUAGUCAGAGUUUCACCCAAGCAGCAGCACUUGAGACUAAUUAGUUAUUAUGUUUUAUGAUUAUGAGUAUAGACUGGAGAUCAAGUUGAGUUUUUUUUUUAAAAGUUUGAGUUAAGUUGCCCACGUGUUAGGGCAUUUCUAUGAACUACAAGAGUGUGUUUUCAGUAUUUUAUUUAUGAAAAUUUUUCUCGCUGCAAUUUAAGAUUUGAGUACUUUAUUUGUCAAUGGCAUUUUAGUAAAAGUAGUACCCGGCC